Cuscuta epithymum is the source of this 2833-nucleotide messenger RNA. Lineage: Eukaryota; Viridiplantae; Streptophyta; Magnoliopsida; Solanales; Convolvulaceae. The record is from the annotation of a GenBank genome assembly.
CCAACAUGAACUUCUUCAACCUGAAAAACCCUACAAAUUUUUUGAUAGGGCGGAAUUUGAAAUUAUAAAUCCUACGUAGUAUAACCGAAUGGAUUUACAAUCCCAACCCGUCCAAAGAGAAUCCAGAUGCUCUCCCCUGGCAUAAUACUUCGACCUCGCCCAUCGCGCGCUGACCUGAAAAGCGUCGCUGCAAUCGCCGUCGCUCAAUUCCGGCCUGUUAACCACCUUUUUUUCUCUCUGGUCUCAGUAUUUCAAAUCUGCUGGUCCUUCUCUUCGGGGUUUUCGGUUGGUUUUUUGUUUCGAAUCUUUCGAUCGACUUUUUCUUCGUUGAAACAUACUCCGCCUUUCUUCGGAGUAUUUGGAAAUGGAAGCACCUAAAAAAUGCAGACUCUGGUGGCCGGACCGUCUUUCUUCAACUUCUGAAUUGAGUUCGCAUCCUUUUCAUUUCUUGUUCGGGUGGUUCGUCUCGUCCCCUGGAGCUUCUCUUGAUAUUGUCGUCGCGUUCUCCUGCAGUGAAGGCACUCUAAAUUACGCGCAGAGUUAUUUGGAUAUUCAGGGCAUUCUUCAUGAGAUAAAUGAUAAUCUGCCAAUGCUUCCUCAAGAUGAUUGCAAGGUAUCUUUGUUUGGUUGUUAUGUGGCUGAUGGUGGCGAUCACCAUUCAAUAAAGGUUGGAACUGAAACUGCUUGUCCGGGAACUUACCGUUCUGGGAAAAAUAGCAGAACUGCAGAAAUCAACUGGAUCCAACUUACCAGUGAUCAUUCAGUGGUGCAUGGAAGGGAUAUAGCACCAAUUCCUAAGUUGAAAUUUUUAAAAUGGAGGGGGGUAGCUAUAACCCAGUUAGAUGUCCAUGUAAUAGUAUACGAGACUCCCCAAUUCAGGAAUCAUCAUUAUUCGCUCCGUUAUUGUCCAGCUGAGCAUGUCACAUCCUCUAUAAAGAAACCAAUGUGGGUUCAGAAUCUUUACCAAAAAAGGAGCCAUAUUGAAUUGGAAGAAUAUUGUGAUUCAGACUAUUAACACUGCCAGUGCUGCUAAAGUCCGUUUUGAGUCACAUUUUCCUGCUAAAAGAUCCAGUACUCCAUUUCAUGUUUUUUCCAUGUUUACAAAUUUUUGCUGGCUAUUAUUUGCCACAACUCUAGCAUUGCUGUCAACAUUCUUGUUUUCCGUUCUUCAGUCCUUCCUCACUGCUUGGAGCUAUGUGUCACGCUGGUCUUUUGUACACACCAUAUUGGGUAUUUUGUUUGGUAAGACCUGCAAAAAUUUAGAGGCCCGCUGCCCCCAGCUACUGUUUUGGCCAGUUUUUCUUCAAGGUUCCAGUGUCAGGUGUCAAUCUAGUGUGGAGUAUGCUGAAAUGGCAGCAUUACGCAGACACUUUGUGUGGUCUAGUCUUUUUGUUGAUCUUCUUCUAGGAAAUGUGCUUGGCAUUCUAUUGUCUUCUCAAGCAGAAGCUGUUUGCUCAUUCAUUUUGAGUUUAGCUGAUGGCAUAACCAACCAUGUUCUGCGUACUGGUUGUGUAUGGCUGAUGGGGAACCCAGCUGGUUUCAAGUUGAAUGCUGAGUUAGCCGGUGUCCUUGGGAUGGUUUCUCUUAAUGUUGUUCAGAUAUGGUCCACAGUUUGGUCAUUUAUAAAUUCCUUUUUGCCUUAUCUCUUGAAAACAAUUGCUGUAUGUGGCUGUAUUUUUGGUCUGACUACUGCUUCUGCUUUGACCAUUGACAUAAUCUCAUUAGCAACGGUCCAUUUGUCUGCUCUUCAUUGGUUACUUUCACUACUCUAUUCAAGGCAGAUACAGUUCAUAUCAACUUUGUGGCGCUUUUUCAGAGGUAGGAAAUGGAAUCCUCUUCGGCAGAGAUUAGAUAGCUGCGGUUACACAGUGGAGCAACAUGUUAUUGGCUCACUUCUGUUCACUCCUCUCUUCCUUUUGCUACCAACUGUUACUGCAUUCUAUAUUUUCUUCACGAUUAUAAAUGCAAGUCUAGGGUUGAUUUGCAUAGUUAUUGAUUUGGGGAUAUUAGUUAUCCACGUCACACCAUAUACUAAAGUUGCUCUUUGGUUGCUGAGGAAGAAACGAUUUCCUUCUGGUAUAUGGUUUGAGAUUGCAGCUCUUCAAUGUGAUGUGACAACCUCUUCACACAUUGGGUCAUCAGAUGAAACCAUCAAUCUGGUGGCCAGCAGAAAUUGUUACAGAUCAUCUGGUGUGGUUUUGUUUUUGCGAGGCAACUAUUUGAGCUUAAGAGAAGUGGUUUGGCCCCAUUAUAGUUGCGUGUCUUCAGCAGUUUCAAGGUCGUCCAUGGCAUCAUCAGCCUACGGGGUUCUAACAGGGAAACGUAUUUCCUACACACUAGGUACAAGUGGGCUCCCCAGGAAGCUGCCAUGGAUGGUCGUUCCAUACAAAGUUUACUGGCACCUCUGUUGCGAUGCAAUCCUUUCUUGCAGGAAAGACUGAAAGCCAUGUUGUGGCGGCAUUAAUUGAGGAUGAUGCUUGGUGCACGUGCUACUCAUCAACACUUUCAACCCUAUUUCUGGCUUCAAUUCUUCCAUUUUUACCAGUGUUUUCAAAUUGUUUUCAUGAGUUAAUAUAAUAUGGUGGUGGUUUGAUAGCUUUUAUGCGAUGGCUUAGGGCCUGCUUUAAACAAACUAAUUAGGUUAUUCAGUCAGGGAUAGUGAUGAAAAGAAACGAGAUUAAACCAAGGAACAAAGUGUUUUUUUGGACCCGGUGUUAAUCCAGAAAACUGUAGCUUUCUAGGGUGAAGGCCAGGAAACACCUUGCCUAAGGAACAAAGCGUUGUUACAGCUAAAGAAACUAUUAAAGAAAAUGUUUAAUGCACUAAACUUCGU